AGAUCAUUACCUCAACAACUUCCUAAUGGACUUGGAAAAUGGCUGCUCCAGGGUUGUUCACUAAGACAGAGAGGUAUAACUCUGCCAAGAGUCUUGUGUGUCUCCUUCAGGCGAUGGCAGGUCGCCCCACUAUCAUAGAGCUGCGUAAUGAGCUGACUGUGUGUGGAACUGUGGCUAUGGUUGACUCCAAUAUGAAUGUCACCUUGACCAAAUCAACACUGAGAAAACUGAAUGAUGAGAGUGUGGAGUACGAGCAGUUGUUCAUCCAUGGCAACCAGAUACGCUAUGUGCAGAUGCCUGAUGAUUUCAAUGUGAGUGUUUUGUUAGAGAGACAGGUCAAAGGUCUCCUUGGAGGUGGGGAGGUUACAAAGAGGAAGAGGAUGUCUAGAGCACGGCUCAACAGACAACUGGAGGAGAAAGCUAUCGUGAGAGCCUAUAAACUAGGCAAGGGAAGAGCCACCAACACUUGAUACUGACUGGAACACUUACAUUCAGAUUGUAUUAUUAUCAUGAUGUUCACUCCAGGUAGUAGUAGCGUUAUAGAUCGGUUCCAGUUCAAUUCCUGUCAAUAGCAUAAAGUUUUUCAGUUUA
Messenger RNA from Halichondria panicea, 591 nucleotides. Its product is annotated as U7 snRNA-associated Sm-like protein LSm10. The record is from RefSeq and is a predicted model, not a curated record. Bases 39 to 470 code for a protein of 143 amino acids. Lineage: Eukaryota; Metazoa; Porifera; Demospongiae; Suberitida; Halichondriidae. The transcript has 4 exons. Gene Ontology annotation, biological process: mRNA 3'-end processing by stem-loop binding and cleavage. Gene Ontology annotation, molecular function: U7 snRNA binding; histone pre-mRNA DCP binding. Gene Ontology annotation, cellular component: cytoplasmic U snRNP body; nuclear body.